Micromonas pusilla CCMP1545 is the source of this 724-nucleotide messenger RNA. RefSeq lists its product as uncharacterized. The transcript is spliced from 2 exons. Bases 1 to 657 code for a protein of 218 amino acids. The record is from RefSeq and is a predicted model, not a curated record. Gene Ontology annotation, molecular function: transmembrane monodehydroascorbate reductase activity; heme binding. Lineage: Eukaryota; Viridiplantae; Chlorophyta; Mamiellophyceae; Mamiellales; Mamiellaceae.
AUGGCGUCCGCGACGGCGUCCUCUCCUCCUCCCGCGCGGCACGCGCUGACGCCGACGUCUCCGAUCGAUAAGGCUGUCGUCGUCGCCGUCGCCGCGCUCGCGUCCACGGUCCCGGCGUGCUUCUUCGACCGCGAGAUUCUCUUCACCUACCAUCCCGUCUUCAUGACGCUCGCGUUCGCGUGCUUCGCGACGAUCGGGGCGUGGAUCGCGGCGAAGACGCGGUCGAUCCCCGCGGGGCCCGCGCGCGUCAGCGCGCUGUGGACGCACGCGGGCGUCAACGUCGCGAGCGUCGCGUGCGCGUGCGUCGGAGGCUGGGCCAUCUACGCGAACAAAGAGAACAAGGGGCGCGCGCACCUGACGUCGUGGCACUCGUGGGUCGGGAUCGUCGCGCUGGGGCUGACCGCGGCGUCGCCCGCGCUCGGCGCGGUCGCGUUCGCGCGCCUCGGGUUGCUCCAGAGCGUGCCGUCGGAGUGGAGGCAUCGGGUCAAGUGGACGCAUCGAAAAGCAGGCGCCGCCGCGUGGGCGCUCGGCGUCGCGGCGGCGACGACGGGGUUCCUGGACUCGCCGACGCUCUCGACGUUCGUGGAUCCGACGUUGCGCGCGCUGUGGAUCGCGGCGCUGAGCGUCGCCGCGGGGGGCGUCGGCGUGCUCCUGUAGCGCGCGAAGUAGGGCUAGCUAGGCGAGGGAUUAUAUAAUAAGGCGAUGGAUUGGAGAAUGCAAAUCG